Sarcophilus harrisii (Tasmanian devil) is the source of this 2379-nucleotide messenger RNA. RefSeq names its product canopy FGF signaling regulator 4 (gene CNPY4). Lineage: Eukaryota; Metazoa; Chordata; Mammalia; Dasyuromorphia; Dasyuridae. Gene Ontology annotation, molecular function: signaling receptor binding. Gene Ontology annotation, cellular component: endomembrane system. Bases 122 to 820 code for a protein of 232 amino acids. The record is from RefSeq and is a predicted model, not a curated record. The transcript is spliced from 6 exons.
CUAAUAGCUCAAGCUCGCUUUUUGCCAGGUUGGGUUUAAAGGGCCAGCUCCCCGGUAAACCAGCUUUUAAAGAAUCCUUCCCUUGUCGCUACUGUCUGAGAUCGGGGCUUGGUAGCUUAAUAUGGGACCGUGGGGGCGGGGGCGGCGGCGGCAGCUCCUGCUCUUUUGCUGCUUCUUACUCGUAUCGAGGAGCUGUUUUGGGACGCAGAAGGAGAAAGAAGAGGAGGAGGAGCGCCAGCCCAGCAAAUGCGAAGUCUGUAAAAUACUGACCGUGGAGCUUCAAGGGGAGCUGAAUCGGAGCAGCCGGUCUCGGGAAUUGCUAGAACUAGGGCAAGUGCUAGACACUGGAAAGAGGAAGAGACAGAUCCCCUACAGCACUUCGGAAAUUCGGCUGGAGGAAGCCCUGGAGAAUCUGUGUGAACAGAUUCUGGAUUACAGUGUCCAUGCUGAACAUAAGGGAUCCUUAAGAUAUGCCAAGGGUCAGAGUGAGACUAUGGCAACUCUGAAAGGCCUGGUACAGAAAGGUGUGAAGGUGGAUCUGGGAAUCCCUUUGGAAAUGUGGGAUGAACCUAGCGUGGAGGUUUCAUUCCUUAAGAAGCAGUGUGAGCUGAUGUUAGAGAAGUUUGAAGAUGUCAUUGAAGACUGGUACUUUCAUCACCAGGAGUUGCCACUUCAGCAAUUCCUCUGUGAGGGGCAUGUGCUUGCAAAGGAGGAGAAGGACUGUCUUCAGGAAACCUGGACUGAGGAAUGGAGAGAACAGAAAGAGAAAGGCUUGAAAGAGAGCCUAGGGCACCACUCCCAUGAUAGUGUAGAUCUCUGAUCACUUCCUAUUUUUCUAGAUCAGUAUUAAAGCUGAUAUAUAUAUAUAUAUAUACAUAUAUAUCUUCUAAGUAUGAAGGUGAUGUAAUUUUUACAACUGUACCUUUAGCCUAGCCACAUUUGGAAAUUUUGUCCACUAAAUGUGGCUACUGGCUAUGGGAUAAUCUAAGGUUGGAGACAGAAGAAAUGAGUGGAACUCCCAAGAUAUUUUCAGAUUUGCAUCUGUGACACUACCUACCCUGCACCUGUUUUUCAUAAGGAGGUUUACAAGGCUGGUACCAUCUUAGCAGAUAAAUACAUAAAGAUCAAUAGAUUUUAAUGCCUCUUCUGGGUGCUUCAUAAUCAUAAGGUGAUGGGAGGGAGUGGAGAGGGGAGGACAAAUGGCCCAUAGAAGUGGGAAAUGACCAAAAUAUCUAGAGGACCCAGGAAAGAUUCUUUGUAUGUACAAAUGCAGAUUACUAAAGCCAGUGAGCUUUGUUCUAAAUCAGAGGUGCUUAACUUGGGGUCUAUAAAUUUUUUCUUAAUAUUUUGACAAUUUUAAUUUUUAAUAUAAUUAGUAUUUUGUAAUAGUAUAUGUUUUUUUAAUGAAUUUUUAAAAAUAUUCUGAAAUGGGAUCCAUAAACUUUAAAAUCUGCCAAAGAGAUUAGUGACAAAAAUAGUUACCAACCCUUGUCCUAGCAGGUAAGAGGGAAAAGUGGAUUGAAGACUGAAGGGGAAAGCUAAGAGUGUUAAAGAUCCCAUCUUAUUGCAGAAAGGAUAAAUUAAAUGGGGAUAGAAGAGGACCCUAUAAAGGGUUGGAGUUGGGUUGAUCAGAAUGAGUGGCAGAGUUUUAUAAAUAGCCAAUAAUCUACAUGGCUUUUUCUCUCUUCUCUCUUCUGACAAGCACAAGAAGGCCUCACAGUGACUGACAUUUUUGCAAUGGGCAGGUUCCCUGAGCAUACAGAGCUCUCUGAUCAUUACACCUGUAGCUCCUGUUAUUACCUGACCAGAACUUCUGAACUGAGGAGAAACUUUUAUAUCAAUAUUGUUACGUCCUUUUCUCUAGUUCCCCAAACUAGUCUGAGGUAUGAUGUAGUGGUAAGAGCAAAGGUUCUUAAAAACCUCCCUAAGACCCACUUUACUUUCCUCUCAUAGUAAAUGGGAACAAUAAUUCCUGCUUUCUUCACUGAGAGGAUCAAAUAAAAGAUAUGAUCUUAUUUGUAGUAAAAACUACUAGGUCUUGUGUGAUCCUAGCUUCUUAGUAUUUGAUUUACUUUCUGGAUGCUUACAGACCUUUAAAUAUAGGAGCUCUGGAUUUUGGAUGACAUUCCUUGGCCUUUUCCUUUUGAGGUUUCUUUCAGGAGGUGAAAAUUGGAAAUUUCUAUUUCCAAUUUUCACUUUGUCUUCCAAUUCUAAGAGACUUGGACAAUUUUCAUUCAUUAAAUACCCGUUAUUUGCCAAGCACCAAAUAGUGUCAUUGUAAAUAGCCUUGUUUUAUUUCUAUUUUUAUUGUGACACCUUGUUUCUGUAUUUUAUAUAAUACCAUUUCAUCAUUUCAAAAAUAUAUUUUUAUCAUUUUAA